UAAGUAGUUGUAAGUAGUUUACAAACAUGGCAUCUGCAACAAGGGCAGCGAGGGAGCAAAAAGAAAUGGAUCCCGAAGAGAUCAUGAGACGUAAGUUUCGGGCCAAGUGCCGUUUUAAAGCAGUAGGACGCAUGGUGAUGGCCAACUGCUACUGGCUGAUAGAAGCGGCUGACCAAUACGAGGGCGUGGAAGAUGUGAAGAGGAGAGUCGCUCAGGCCGUCCGCGGGAAGGCGAAGAAGAAACGCCUUUUGAAUAUAAAUGAUAAAGCGCUUCUGAACAAGCCUAACUGUGACAGGACAGACACUGAGAAAAAGUAUAUUUACCGCAUCAUUGGCGGACUGAAAUGUUUUAAGCGGUAUCCUAACCAUGUUAAAAAGAAGUUGGCAGCGGUAACGUAUUUCAAGUACUACGGUCCAAACCGCGUUAUAGUCCGUCAACAUCACGAUGCUUCUGCGCUGUACUUCAUCGUGACGGGUGACGUCACGGUCAGCCAGAUGAUCUUCGAUGAGUUGCUGCAGCAGUACGUGUCUGUGGACAUCGGUAUCAUGCACCCGGGCGACAUGUUCGGAGAAGUGUCCUUGUUGCAUAAUAUCCCUAGGACGGCUACGUGUACAACUGUUGGUCACUGCGAAUUGUUAGCUUUGAUGAAGGAAGACUUCAAGAAUGUGCUCCAAGCGUCCGUGCAGAAGCAGUGGGAUGAAGUUCGGCGUGCCAUGUCCGCGUUCAGUUACUUUGAUGCACUCGAUGAGGUAGCGAGUCGUGAAGGAUGCAUCGUUGCAAAAAUGAAGACAUACAAUGCAAACGACAUAAUAUUGGGAGACGGCUGUGGCAUUCCCAACUUUAUUUACUUCAUCUUGUCAGGCCAAUGUCAGAUGAUUGAGACCCUCCAAAUCUCGGUCCACACGGGUUGCGGACAUACGUCUUACUCUCUUUACGAUCCAUAUGUCCCUAAAGAAGAAAGUGAGCAGGAUUUAGAUACAAAAUAUUUUGGUGCUUAUAAAGAUAAAACUAAAUAUAUGAUGCAGUCUGACACCUCGGAUAUGUCUUCAAGUCGAUCAGGAUCGAAACGCGCAGAAAGUCUUUUGCGGGACAUUAAAAACAGAUCCAGUUCUAUGACUAAACGAGAUAGUAUACAAAUUAUACCAGAGGAGAGAGUGGCCCCGGACGUUCCAGCAGCUGGAUCGAAUGCAAGCCCAGCUGUGCCUGAAACCAUUCCUGAAGAAAAUGCUGAAGAAGCCUCGGAUGACCGUCGCCAGUCGGUCAAAUCUGAAGUGUUGAUGCAUCCUUCUGAACAACAUCGCGAGUCCGUAAGGUUCAGCGUGCAGCACCCCCCUUUGAAACUGAAUAUUAAAACCUAUUUUAUGCAGGUGUGCAAGUUUUACCCCGGCUCAACGUUUGGUUUCGGCGAGAAUAUGCGAGAUCGUAGGAUUGUUGCAGUAACUCCAGUUGACUGUAUGUUGAUGCCUAAGAUGUGGCUGCUGCAACGGAACACAGCAAACAUCUGGUCGCGCAUACAACACUUCCUUGAAAAGAAGAUACCAACAAAGCGGCAGUUGUUUCAAAGUUUUGUCUCAGAACGUCGCUGGCAAGAAUUCCGUGACCAGCUCGUGGGCGACAUUGUGGCGAGGUCCAACACCAUCAACUGGACCUCCUUGCAUGACGUGCCCUAUUCUAUACGCAUGGAGGAGAUGGUAGACAUUUGAAUUCUCUAUUAGAAGUUUAUGAAGCACGAAAUAAAAGUUGUAGAAAUAA
Molecule: messenger RNA, 1752 nt
Organism: Helicoverpa armigera (cotton bollworm)
Lineage: Eukaryota; Metazoa; Arthropoda; Insecta; Lepidoptera; Noctuidae
Exons: 10
Coding region: 27-1703 (558 amino acids)
Source: RefSeq, a predicted model, not a curated record